AUGGAACUGUUUCUUCAAUGGGAUCCAGCCCAGGUGCUGUCAUAUCUCAAGGGGCACAUUGGCCACGACUUCAGCGCUGCCUUUAUAGAAAACAACAUCGACGGUCUGCUUCUUCCCUACAUCACAAGCGAUCAUUUACGUGAAUUGGGUAUAGAACCUUUGGCUACCAGACUCCGUGUCAAAAGGGCCAUUUUCUCCUUGAUCUCGGGCGACAAUGGCUUGUCUACGGGUCUUCCCUCGGGCUCGAAGCCAGGAACUCCUGGAAUUUCAAACGCAAACACUCCGGGCUCCAUGAGCUACGCUAAUACGCCCACCACGGCCAGUUUUGCCCAGGGAUUGCUUGUAAAUAACCAGUUUUCUGUGGAGGCGCUAACGCUCUGCCAGAUACUCGUUCAGGACAUCUUCAAGCGUGCCUCACAGACCUUAUCCACUGCCCCUCCCGCCCUGACUACUCCGGGAUCGGCCAUUCUGAAUUCGUCCAUGCUAGGGCUGUCGUCUCUGGCAUCCUCAGACGACAUUCGCAAACUCAACGAGAACUUUAUAAAACUCAAGGCGGACUUGAACCCGGUGAUCCGGUUGAUCAAGGACUCUAAGCCGCUCCCCACACCUACUCUAGACCCUGGUGUGCCUGCUCAACUGCCAACUCUGCUGGUGAACUCGAAGAAUGAGCAGGAAAGCGGCUCAAACCCCGGUACCGUGACCCAUGCCGAUUCGCUUACUCCAGACGCUCCUCCUAGUGCUCCAGAUGGAAUGACCCACUCGACUUCAACCAACUCAGUAAGCUCAAACCUCCAUGACUCGGUUUAUUCACAGCACCCUUCGAGCCCCACGCAGUCCCGUCGUCUUUCCUCGGGCUCUGUGCUCUCAAUGGGUGUCGGCAAAAUCACAGAUAUGGGCAAACUGAGCCUGUCACAUCGUCUUUUUAGUAAACCACGUUUGGUGGAGUCUCGUCUGGCGGUUGCAAGUCCUGGUGAUGACAGAGCGCUGCCACGAGAGAUUGACGAGCUCAAGAGAAGUGAAUCCUUGCUCAAAUCGAGGAGGAGCUCCUCUUCGGUACUCAGCCCCACGUCGCAUUACUUCCACGGUCAUGGAAACCAAUCCAAAGUCUCGCACGGAAGUCUGCUGAACUUGCUGACGCCAAAUCAGGGAACACAACCGCUUAAGCAGCUCAAGGCAUCCUCGGACGACACAUGUCUCAAGGUACUUCAGCAAGCGAUGAAAAGACACCAUAUACCGAGAAAUCACUGGAGCAAGUACGUCUUGGUGAUUUGCUACGGUGACAAGGAACGUAUCUUGAAGCUCACCGAAAAACCCGUUAUUGUUUUCAAGGAGCUUCAGGAGCACGGAAAGAACCCGGCAAUUAUGUUGAGGGAACUAGCGUCCGCUGCGCCGGACGAAAACGACAAAUAUGAGGACUCUCGUAUCGGCGAUGACAUCCCCGGAGGAACGCUCUAG
Molecule: messenger RNA, 1455 nt
Organism: Candidozyma duobushaemuli
Lineage: Eukaryota; Fungi; Ascomycota; Pichiomycetes; Serinales; Metschnikowiaceae
Gene: STE50
Product: Ste50p
Exons: 1
Coding region: 1-1455 (484 amino acids)
Biological process (GO): signal transduction
Molecular function (GO): protein binding
Source: RefSeq, a predicted model, not a curated record